Molecule: messenger RNA, 2731 nt
Organism: Paramisgurnus dabryanus
Lineage: Eukaryota; Metazoa; Chordata; Actinopteri; Cypriniformes; Cobitidae
Product: tyrosine-protein kinase STYK1-like
Biological process (GO): positive regulation of kinase activity; multicellular organism development; cell surface receptor protein tyrosine kinase signaling pathway
Cellular component (GO): plasma membrane; signaling receptor complex
Molecular function (GO): ATP binding; transmembrane receptor protein tyrosine kinase activity
Source: RefSeq, a predicted model, not a curated record
CUGAAAGUCAGAAACAAACAGUUCAAGAUAGAAGUGGAACAUGGGGUAUGCGACUUUACCUGUUGUCUCUACCAAAAUCAGCCAAAGAGGUCUUUAAUAAAAUAUAUUUUGGCAUCUUUAUUCUAGCAAGUGGGAAAUGGUAAAGUGACACCCCCUAUGGAUGCACAGGUCCAAUGCAACAGCUCCUCUGACCCAGAAGGUUGUACGUAAGAGUCUGCUUUUUCAGUGCUUAUACUUUGCAUCAGAUGAAGAAGGAUCAGGUCCAUUUGCAGUCAUCAUUAUUCCAAGCUUGCUGGCUCUGAGCACACUGAUAGUUGUGUCUCAAAUAAUAUGGAGCUAUCUUACCAAAAGAUCACCAUCACAGACCACCUGUGAUCCUACAAAUAUAAAUGGGGAGCCUGUAACUUUAAAUACAGUAUGUCGCGGACCUGCUCAGGAUACACUGGGUCCAUGGGAAAUACCUACUCAGUGCGUCCUGGAGGGGGUUGAGGUCUUUCAAAUGGGACGAUAUGGACCAACCUGCAAAGGUCUGCUAAAAGAAGACAACACAUCCAUUGCUGUAGUGAUUAAAACUCUUAAAGACAGGUCAAAUCAACACGAGGCUAAAGAGUUUGUGGAUAUGGUCCUAUUUCAUGCAGCAAUAAGCAAACACGACAACAUAGUAAAAAUGUUAUACUGCCAGACACAACGGAUGCCCAUGUACCUGAUUUUGGAGGCGAGCAUUCCAGGAAACCUUUUGCAUUUCCUCUGGAGUCUGCGAGAGGGCAAAUCUGGGACAGGCGAUAACUUGCAAGCUUUUUCCGAGAGAUCUGUUUAUAUUGUAGCUAAACAGGUGGCAGCAGGUCUGGACUACCUACACAGCUAUCACAGAGUUAUUCAUGGGGAUGUUGCAGCCAGGAACAUGCUGAUUGGCUCAGGGCUCUCAAUAAAAGUCUCUGGUUUGAAUUUGGCUUUUAAGAGCCGGCAGGCAAAAAUGAUUGACGAGGAACUGCAAGCUAAGGUGCCAUUAAAAUGGCAAGCACCAGAGCGGAUGAAGAGCCUUCCUAUGACAGACAGAAGUGAUGUAUGGUCCUUUGGAAUUCUUCUUUAUGAGUUGAUAACCCUUGGCUCUCCUCCCUAUCCUGAUCUGGAACCGUCAGAAGUUCUCCCCCACACUUUUGCCCACUACAGAAUCAAAAGACCAGAGAACUGUGGGGCUCAAUUAUAUGACCUCAUUAAGUAUUGCUGCAUGUGGAACUUCAAGGACCGGCCUGUGUACUCUGCCAUUAUGAGACUUCUAGAUUGCUACGUCCACCUUACAGACACAAGAGCUCUUUGCUCUGGACAGCCGAUAGAUAUCUGUGAAUACAGAAGAAAAGCAGGGCUGGUCACAUGAACACGACUUUCAGAAACCAGCUGUGGUUUAUAUAGUGCAACUCAUUCAGAUCCAUAGGACUGACAUAUCACAUUCAGCUACUUUAUCAUUAGGCCAUGCAAUCAUGGUAAGUGAUACAGCGGCCUCUAGUGCUGAACUUAAUUAACAACAUUAGUUGUACGUAGGAUCUUGGUUUAGCAGUUUAGAGAUGAAUUUCUGUACAAGGUACCGUAAACUAACCGAAGACAACUUACUGUUACUAGGGACGCAACAAAAGAUGUUUAUUAUCCUAAAACCACCCAAUAGCAGCUAGGAAUAUCUGAACUCUUAAAAUUAAAGGGAUAGUUCACUUUAAAAUGAAAAUUCUGUCAUCAUUUACUAAUCCUCAUGUUAUUCUAAACGUGUAUGAAUUUCUUUAGAUAUUUUGAGAAAUGAUGGUAAACACACAGCAGCAUGACCAAUGACUUCCAUAGUAGGGAAAAAAUAUUUUGGAAGUCUUGUGAUAAAUGACUAAGAAAAUAUUUUGAUAAAUGAUGGUAAGCACACAGUUGACGGUACCCAUUAAAUUUCAUCAUAUUUUUUUAUUCCUACUAUUGAAGUCUAUGGUCACUUACUGCUAUGUGUUUACCAUCAUUUCUAAACAAUUUUUUGUGUUCAUCAGAAAAAAGAAAUUCAUACCAGUUUAGAACAACAUGAGGAUGAGUAAAUGAUGACUGACUUUUUAUUUUAAAGUGAACUAUCCCUUUAAACUUUCGAAAAGUAUCUUUGGCUUUAUGGUUCUAUAAAAACCUUUAUUAACAGUCAUUUUCUGAUGUGUAUUUUUAACAUAUGGAAUCCUUGAAGAGAACCCUUAAAUAACCUUUAACUUUAAGAUUUUCACGUGCAAUCUAAAUAUUAGACAGUAUCUAAAUGCAGAUGUAAAUAGUGAUGUAUAAGAUCCAAAGCGUGAACACUAAUACGUGUGACAUGAACAAGAAACAUCAAAGUACCGCGAGAAUAGGCUUGUUUGAGAUGAGCAAAUUCUGCGCAGAAUCGAUCACCGGUGAUCAGCGCAAGAUGCAUUCCGGUUAGAAAAGUGUCCGACUUACGUCCGACUUGCUCUGAUGUCACGCUGACGUGUACAAAAUAAAUCUCGCGAAGGAGAGGCGGGCUCGUCGGAUUCUACAGCCGAGCGCAGUUGCUCUCCACCGACUGCGUUGACGAAAAGCACGAUGGGAAAAGACUUGCUGACGACACAGCUUAAUGCUCAUUUGCCCGGGAAUGUCAGCUGAUGACUUUUUAAUUCUAAAAACUACACUUCCUGUAGUAGUUUUUAUAUUUAUUCAACUUGUUCUUGACUUAUGACAUUUAUAUUAUUAAUAAAUUCCUUUAAACUUU